GGGCCAGGGGAAAGGAUCUGGGGGAGGAAAAGAGAGGCGGGAGAUGGAGGCGGUCAAGGUGGGAAAUUCAAGGUUCAAGAGGAUGUGCGUCUUCUGUGGGAGCAGCACAGGCAAGAGGCACUGUUACCAAGAUGCUGCCGUGGAGCUCGGGAAGGAGCUGGUGGCGAGGAAGGUCGAUCUGGUGUAUGGAGGCGGCAGCGUGGGGCUGAUGGGUCUCGUCUCUGAAGCUGUUCAUUCUGGUGGCGGCCAUGUCAUCGGGAUCAUCCCGAGGACACUGAUGUCCAAGGAGAUUACAGGGGAGACGUUCGGGGAGGUGAAGCCGGUGGCCAGCAUGCACCAGCGCAAGGCCGAAAUGGCCCGCCACUCCGACGCCUUCAUCGCCCUGCCCGGUCCGACCUUUCCCCAUCCAAGUCCUUUCGCUUACCCACCACUGUCGGGUCUUAUCUCACUCCAUCUCCGUCGUCCUUUAGGUGGGUAUGGAACCCUGGAGGAGCUGCUGGAGGUCAUCACCUGGGCGCAGCUCGGCAUCCACAACAAGCCUGUGGGAUUGCUCAACGUGGAUGGUUACUACAACUCCCUGCUCGCCUUCAUCGACAAGGCCGUGGAGGAUGGCUUCAUCCAGCCAUAUCAGCGCUACAUCUUCGUCUCCGCCCCCAACGCCAAGGACCUCGUCCAAAAGCUCGAGGAAUACGUACCCGUGGAGGACGCCGUAGCCGCCAAACUCAGCUGGGAGAUGGAGCAGAUGGGACUAAACUCCACCCUGCACGCCGAGAUCGCUCGGUAGUGUUUUGGGCCCUUCGCUAUGCCUGUAUUCGUCGCCAUAUAUUUUCUCUUACGGCUGUAAUUGUAUGUAUGCAGUACUGCUUCUAACUCAGGAAAACAUCAGCUUUAUGAUGAAUCGUCUUCUCGAUGUUGUCUUCGCUGUGCUCUGUGUGGGUCAACGUAGGGAUAGGGUUUACCUUCGUCGCUGUACAGCCAUUGAGUAGCCAUCCUCGAAAGAAAAAGCCGGCCUUCGUGUAGCUUUUGGCGCACUGUGGUGCGCCGUGUGGGACAUGGAAGGCAACGAGUGUUACUCGAUGGCUGGGGGUUGAUGAUUGUGAGAUUAAAAGGGAGGCCCUUCCAUUGUCUGCAGCAACAGGAUAAGCUCAUCAGGGUGGACGUCUCGUCCCUGUUCUCCACAGCACAAGGGGAGUGAGAGGGGGCGCCCACUGCCUGUACCAGUUCUACGUGCGGUAGUAGUCCAUCCAGUUGGGCAAGAUUCCUUGGUGUGAGGCUCGGCAACAGUGGCCGAUCCAACAAAGCCUGGGCCACUCACUCACCAUGAGCAAUUAAUUCCAGGAUCCUUACUGUGUGUGUGGUUCUUUUGAACAGUCUCUCGCUUUGAGUUCUACGUCGGGUUAAUGAUUGCCGGAGGAUGUGACUAGAGUUACGCAAAUGAUGAUGGCCAAAAGGGCAAUGGCAAUGCGAAGGUAUUGGGUUUGUUUAUGAUAUUUUGUAGAGGUUUCCUAUGGUCGGUCGGUCGUUUGAGGCCAAAAACAAAUGUUA
Messenger RNA from Musa acuminata subsp. malaccensis (wild Malaysian banana), 1545 nucleotides. The record is from RefSeq and is a predicted model, not a curated record. NCBI's taxonomy places the organism in Eukaryota, Viridiplantae, Streptophyta, Magnoliopsida, Zingiberales, Musaceae.